This is a messenger RNA of Galdieria sulphuraria, 626 nucleotides long. RefSeq names its product cofilin /actin depolymerizing factor. Bases 134 to 592 code for a protein of 152 amino acids. The record is from RefSeq and is a predicted model, not a curated record. Gene Ontology annotation, molecular function: actin filament binding. Gene Ontology annotation, cellular component: actin cytoskeleton; cytoplasm. The transcript has 5 exons. NCBI's taxonomy places the organism in Eukaryota, Rhodophyta, Bangiophyceae, Galdieriales, Galdieriaceae. Gene Ontology annotation, biological process: actin filament depolymerization.
UGAUUGCCAACGUGGCUCAGAGAAGCGCGGUAUUUUUAAAGACAAUCCACUUGCCUCGUUGGGCACGCAACACUGUUUUUGAUUUUUGCUCAAGAGUAUUAUUUGUUGUUGAACAACCAGGGACUUGACAGAUAUGGCUUCUGGUGUUGCGGUAGACGAUAUAUGUGGGAAGGAGUUCACUGUUCUUGUAAGAAGCACACCAAGAAAGUACCGGGCUAUCGUAUUCAAACUCUCUGAUGACUUGUCCUCUGUGUGUGUGGAAAAGACACUCCCAUCUUCCAACAUAACCAAGUGUACUGCUCAAGAAGAUUGGAAAAAGUUUGUGACUGAAUUACCAGAAAACGAUUGCCGUUUCGCAGUGUAUGACUUUGAGUAUCAGACUUCAGAAGGUGUUUCCAAAAAUAGAAUAAUUUUCGUUCUUUGGUCACCAGAGAGUGCAAAGAUAAAGUCAAAAAUGCUGUAUUCUUCUUCGAGAGAGGCUCUCGUUCAAAAACUGAACGGAGUACAGAAAGAGAUCCAAGCAACUGACCAAGACGAGAUAGAGUUCCAUAACGUCUAUCAGCAAGUUGUAGCUUCGGCAACACACAAGUAAUAAAUCUCUUGUUUUCUUUGGUUGACCAUCCUGU